CGACUGCCACUCUCAUAUUUUAUUGUCUGGAAGUCUCCAUCCCCGGACACAGCUCUGCCUCUCUCUCUCUCUCUCCCCCUCUGUCUCUCUAACCCAUCUUUGAUUUCAAGCUGAAUCAACCCUCUUCAAGCCCUUUAUAGUUUCUCAUAUUUUCCCCUUAACCAAUCUUGCAACAACCAUGGUUGUUAUUCCAGUGUAUUUAGUGCUUUUCUUGGCCAUGACUAGUCAUUCAAGUGCUGCUUACUGCAUAUGUAAAGACGGACUGGGUGACGCAGUCCUUCAGAAGGACAUAGAUUAUGCUUGUGGAGCUGGAGCUGACUGCACUCCAAUCAUUCAAAAUGGUGCUUGUUACAAUCCCAACACUGUGAAAGAUCAUUGCAACUAUGCUGUCAACAGCUACUUUCAGAGGAAAGGUCAAGCUGUUGGGACCUGUGAUUUUGCAGGCACUGCCACCACUAGCCAAACUCUCAAUAGCACAAAUUCUGCAUGUGUUUAUCCUGCAAGUCCCAGCACUGCAGGAAAUAGCUCAACCACGACCCCAUCGACAAGCACAUCUCCAACAUCCUCAACCACACCUACAAGCACAACUCCCACAGUUUUUGGACUGGCCCCUACAGGAAGUGGCACAACCAGCAUAAACAGCAAGGCCAGUGUGACUCUCCACCAAAACACACACUUGUUUUGGCCUCUCACACUAACCCUUUUGUUUUCAGGCCCCAUGUUUUUAAGGGUUUGAAGAUAAUGAUAGAAGAUAUUUACAGUUGAAAGAGAGGGAUGAUGUUGUGGAUGAUAUUUUGCCACAACAGCGUGGGUGAAGGAUGUGAUUCUUCUACAGAGGUGUGCAGCAGGGAAUCAUUUGGACUAAACCUCCCACUAGGUUUUUUUCGUCUUUUCUUUACUUUUCUUUUCCUUUCCUGGGAGUGGUAAAUAUUUGGAAGAAUUGAAAGUGAUUGUUAAAACAUGCAGAUGCAAGUGUGGACUCUCUGUGCUUUGGAGUCAGUAAGACCACAAUUUUUACCUGGACAACAAAACAUAGACUCACUUGCAUCGCCGUAUUUUUGCAGUUAAUUUCAUUUCUUUUCAAUGAUUUGUAAUUCUUAAAAAAAAAAAAAAAAAAAAAACAGAACUGGAAUUUAAUUCCAUUUGAAUGGUGAUGUGGCCUACUACUUGGGGUAGAAACUGAUCUCUUUCUUUUUUUAUUUUCCCAAUUAGUUUGUAUAUCUAGGGAGGCAUUAAUUUUUUGUAUUUUAAUGAUAAUAUGCUACCCCCAUCUCCCUGGUUUUAGA
Messenger RNA from Camellia sinensis, 1286 nucleotides. NCBI's taxonomy places the organism in Eukaryota, Viridiplantae, Streptophyta, Magnoliopsida, Ericales, Theaceae. The record is from RefSeq and is a predicted model, not a curated record.